This is a messenger RNA of Styela clava, 1829 nucleotides long. RefSeq names its product solute carrier family 22 member 21-like. Gene Ontology annotation, cellular component: membrane. Gene Ontology annotation, biological process: transmembrane transport. Gene Ontology annotation, molecular function: transmembrane transporter activity. NCBI's taxonomy places the organism in Eukaryota, Metazoa, Chordata, Ascidiacea, Stolidobranchia, Styelidae. The record is from RefSeq and is a predicted model, not a curated record.
UAGACUACGGUAAUGAUAUAAGACAAAAUGAAGUACGACGACGUUGUACAAGAAAUAGGUUUUGGAAAAUACCAAAAAAGAGCUGUAGUUUUAUUACUUCUGAGUUGCAUUCCAAACGGAUUGUAUGUUAUGCUAUCUGUGUUCAUAUUCGAUAUUCCCGAACAUAUCUGUCACGUUGGAGCUCACGAUUCGAAUAAGACAAACAUCAUCAAUGCCACGUUCAACAACUACAUCCCAUGGGAGGAAAACGACGCUGGUGAAACGAGUCCAAGCAAAUGCAAAAGAUAUAUGUGGAAUGAAACAGAGAAUAUCCACAAUAGAACAACAAUGGAUUGUGACCAGGGAUGGAAUUAUUUAACAAAAUUCGACGAAACAACGGCAGUAAUGGAGUGGAAUCUCGUCUGUGGAAAAUCUUGGAUAAAACCUGUCAUUAUAUCUGGAUACAUGGCAGGAACACUCAUUGGGGGAACAAUUGGAGGAACAGUAUCCGACAGAUACGGACGAAAAGUAAUAUUUUUAUCUGGACUUGCUAUACAAUCCAUCUUUAUUGUCCUGCUCGGAUUUUCCAACAAUUUCAUCACGAUGACCAUCUUAUAUGCUGUUGCAGGAUUUGGAGGCCCAAUCAACUACUCGGGAGCCUUUAUCAUAAGUACUGAACUUGUUGAUCGUUCUAAACGUGCCUUAGUUGGAAACCUUGCAAAUGGUGCGUUUACAGUUGGAUACAUGAUGCUUCCUGCAUUCGCAUACUUCAUUGUAGACUGGAGAUGGUUGUGCUAUAUAAUAGGAGGAUUAGGAAUCAUAUUUGUGCCGUACUGUUGGUUGGUUCCAGAAUCCCCUCGUUGGUUAAUUGCAAAUGGAAAACCAGAAGCUCACUCGUUGAUAUUGAAAAUUGCGAAAAUAAACGGGAAACAAACAAACAAUCUAGAUUUAUCCCAAAUCAACGCAAAAGAUGACGAAGUAAAUGUUGAGGAAUCUUUCAAACCAACGUUGUUAGAUCUUGUGAGACACAGAUCAGUCAGAAAUCGAACCUUUGUUCUCGCAUUUAUUUGGCUGACUGUGGCAUUAACGUAUUAUUGCAUUAGCUUGGGAACUUCAAAUUUAGGAGGAAACAAAUUCAUCAACUGCUUUGUUGCAGCUGGAGUUGAAAUACCGUCUUUCUUUCUGGUAUAUUUUUCCAUGGAAAAGUUUGGGAGACGAAGCACCCUUGCAUUUUUUUUAGUUAUCACAGGAAUAUCUUGUAUAUCGGCGCCAUUGCUUCUCAAAGUUGACAAAAAUUUGAUGACCGCUUGUGCAAUGCUUGGAAAACUUUGUAUCUCGGGUGUAUUUUCAGUCGUAUACAUUUAUUCUACUGAGUUAUAUCCAACUCAAAUAAGAAAUAUGGGAUUGGGGGUCCUCUUCGCAAUCGGAAGAAUUGGAACAAUUUCAGCUCCUUACGUGGUCUUUGCAGGAGAGAAUGCUGGACGAGAAAUUCCAUACAUAACAAUUGGAUGCUGCACAAUCCUGGCAGCCGUUAUCUGCUUACUGUUGCCAGAAACAAACAACGCCAAACUGCCAGAAAAAAUGGAUGACAUCAUCAAGCAAGAAAGAAAAAUGACAAUAGUUAAAAUUUAACUCCGUUUACUCAACGAAAUUUUAUUCGACUAAGCAAGUCGAUUGCAAUAUAUUAAAGUUGUUCCGUCCAGAAAUUUUGUCGACCAUACUCUAUUGGAGGCACUGUGUAAAAUUUACGUGUAACUAUUUUCUAAAAGGGCAUUGCGUAAGUUAUAUAUUGAUCGUUCGAAAAAAUAUAUAUUUAUACUUAUUUGAUAAUAAAUUUCAAACGGAGUAAU